AUGUCAUCCAACUCUGAUGCAAAGUCCUUCCCUCGCCCAACAGCGGGGUAUACCCAAUCGUUUUGGCGCACGCAAUCAGACCCUCUGGAUAACCACCAAACGACUCCAGACCUGCCAGAAGAAAUCGAUAUCUUAAUUAUUGGAAGUGGCUAUGUCGGAGCCUCGGCAGCUUAUCGUUUGCUUGCAGAGAACCCGCAAAAUCCAACUCCCCGGGUGGUGUUAGUUGAGGCGCGGGAGCUGUGUUCUGGUGCCACCGGGCGCAAUGCCUUGUUCGCCAAGCGCUAUGGUAUCGACGCAGCAGCGGAGAUCGUGCGGUUUGAACUCUCACACCUGAAGAUCAUAGAGGAGCUGGUCCGUAAAGAAAAAAUCGAUUGUGAUCUUACUUUUACACGCUCCUAUGAUAUGUAUCUCGAUGAAAAUCAGCUCAACGAGGUUAAAACCUUGUACGAUUCGUUGGUUGACCAGGAACUGGACUUUAUGGAUGAUGUUCAAUGCCUAUCUCAAACCGAGACCCGAGACACGGCACAUGUUCGAGACGCCAAGGGAGGCUUCAGUUUCCCAACAGGCCAUCUCUGGCCUUACAAACUCGUUGCCCAUCUCAUUCGUGUUGCCGUUUCGCACGGCCUGAACUUGCAGACCAACACACCUGUAUCUGGAAUCGGGGAAACUCCAAAUUUAGAUGGAUUCUGGCCAGUAACCACUAGUCGUGGUGUCAUUAACGCGCGGAAGAUCAUCCUCGCUACAAACGCAUACACAAGCGCCUUGGCCCCGCAAUAUUCUAAAGCUAUCAUUCCAUGCAAGGGGGUUUGUAGCCAAAUUGCUGCGGCACCUGGUGCACCCCGUCAGGAACUGCCUGGUACUUAUUGCAUUCGAUCUGGUCCGGGGGCGUACGUUUAUCAAAUUUCUCGGAAUGACGGGUCCCUCAUCAUCGGCGGAGCGUCGCAUCUUUACGAAGAUAAUAGGGAGGAGUGGUAUAAUAACCCCGAUGAUGGGAAGUUGAUUAAAGUUGCUGCGGAUUAUCUUGAUGGGUAUAUGCAGCGCACGUUCAUCGGAUGGGAAGAUAGCAAGGCGGAGAUCAAACAUAUCUGGGCUGGUGUCAUGGGAUACAGUGCAGACUCGUUGCCUCAUGUUGGUGGUAUUCCUGGUAAACCGGGUCAGUUUAUCGCGGCUGGGUUCCAUGGUCAUGGUAUGCCUGUGGCAUUCUUGUCUGGUAAGGCGGUUGCGGAUAUGGCGCAGAGCUCGGUUCCAUUUGAGGAGACUGGUUUACCCAGAUUGUAUAAGACGUCUCUUGCUAGACUGGAUCCAGUUUACGAUGACAUCCUAGGUUAG
Penicillium verrucosum is the source of this 1329-nucleotide messenger RNA. Its product is annotated as NAD(P)/FAD-dependent oxidoreductase. Bases 1 to 1329 code for a protein of 442 amino acids. Gene Ontology annotation, molecular function: oxidoreductase activity. The transcript is spliced from 4 exons. NCBI's taxonomy places the organism in Eukaryota, Fungi, Ascomycota, Eurotiomycetes, Eurotiales, Aspergillaceae. The record is from RefSeq and is a predicted model, not a curated record. Gene Ontology annotation, cellular component: cytoplasm.